AUGUCGACAGGUAAACGUACUCUCGCAGCCGCCCUGCGGUCCUCCAAAGACGUCCAAGCGGUCAACCUCCCCGAGACCAUUGGAUACUUCGUUCAGAUUUCGUUGGACGACCUCGAUCGCAAGCGGAAUGAGAUUAUGGAGACGGCAACUGACGGUACUUGGGAGAAUGCGGACGAAGAGACUACUGACCUUUUUCAUGACUUUUUUAGGAUCGUUAUGAAGGCCGCCAACUGGGCUGCGUUUGCUGACUUUUUAGAUGCCCUUGAAGCUCAACAUCGACGGGCCUUGUACGCCGGAGCGAAUUGUCUUUCGAGAAAGAAGAAGAUCUUUGGAAUUUAUACGCCAUCGUUCAGAGAGGCUGUACCGCGUAUUAUGGAAGAUGGAGAGGUCGUGUGGAUGGAGUAUCCAAGCUUGGUUUUUAACCCCCAGACUGAUUUCCAUUACGCCGCUGGUUUGAGCGUGGAAGCGAGGGAGUUCAUGCAACAGUGUUGGAAUGACCAUUGUCGUUAUAUAGAUUUGGAGAUUGAACUUAGGGAUCCGGAGGAGUCGUUCAUCGCGCAGUUUGUAGCACAGAGGGGCCCGCUUUUUGGAUUCGAGAAGUACCGCUAG
Molecule: messenger RNA, 609 nt
Organism: Coprinopsis cinerea okayama7#130
Lineage: Eukaryota; Fungi; Basidiomycota; Agaricomycetes; Agaricales; Psathyrellaceae
Exons: 1
Coding region: 1-609 (202 amino acids)
Source: RefSeq, a predicted model, not a curated record